This is a messenger RNA of Arabis nemorensis, 1320 nucleotides long. The record is from the annotation of a GenBank genome assembly. NCBI's taxonomy places the organism in Eukaryota, Viridiplantae, Streptophyta, Magnoliopsida, Brassicales, Brassicaceae.
AUGGUCACACAACUUGUUUUGGUUGAAGCUGUGCCUGCAUUGCUUGAGGUUAUUCAGGUGAAUUCGACAUCUUCAUCUGAGUUUGGAAGAGAAGAGGAAAAUGAAAGCCCUCGAGAAAAGAAGAUCAGUCUUAGCCCUUCACAUGCUAGAGACAUUCACGAGGAGGAGAAGGCAGAAGCUGAUUGUAUAAUAGCAGAUGAUGGUGAAACAGAGUUAGAUGAGAAAGAAUUUGAGUGGUCUGAUGAAGAAGAGGAUGUUAAGGUGUCCAACCUAUUAAAACUAAUCAAUGAAGAGCAUAACUUUUGGUGUAGUGAGUUUGGAGGAGGAGUUACAAAGGCUGAUGUUGUUCGUAUGAUUAAAGAAGCUAAGGAAAAUAAUGCAAAAGCCAAACAAAAGAAAUUGGAUGAAAGCAGAAGUUUUAGAGGGUAUUAUUGGAUAUCUGGAGAAGCUGCUGAGGAAGCUUUAGGUGGUGUUCUUUGCCAUAAGAGCAAGAGACAGAAAAUAAUCCCUCCUAAUCUUGUGGGAGAUUACCAAUGUGACAAGCGUCUGCUCCAUCGGGUUGGAGAAGACAAUUUUAUUGGCCUAGUAGAGGGGAAUGGUGAUGAUUACUUGGAGAAAUUUGGCAAGUUGAGUGAAAAGUUGAAGGGAAUGCAGAUUCUCAAUCUUGGAGGCGUUUCUGUAACCGGCAAAGACUAUGCUGAUAUAGCUGGUAGAUACAAAUGCCUACCCCUAAAGCUGCUCGGGAAGCAAUGUCCCCAAGUUUUAAAGGAGAGUGUCUUUUUUGACACAAAAUUUGUUUUGUUGCUUCUUAAGAACUUCUCCAAGUUUUCCAAACUUGAAAAUAAAGAAGGCCACAAUUUCCCCAAGCAGCUUCUUAAUUACUUCGGUGAGGACAAUGUCAGCAAUGUGGAUGCUGACCAUAUUUACUUUCCGUUCAACUUGGACAAGAAUCAUUGGAUAGGUGUAUGUGUUGACUGCGUGGUAUCCACAGUCUAUAUCUUGGAUUCUGAUGUGGCACUACACAAUGACAGUUUAAUUUCAAAAGAGGUGAACCCUAUAGCACAAUUGUUCCCAUAUUUUCUUAAGGAGGUUGGGCUAGUCCAUCUACCAAAGGAGCUUAAAUCUUUUAGUGUUGAGAGGCCUAAAAACAUCCCGCAGAAUGGAAAUCAUGCUGACUCAGGUGUCACCAUUGUGCUACUUUUACAUGCUCAUGCAAUUGGAGGUUUUGAAGUUUGUAGUUCUAUCACAGCCGACGUUUUGCCAGCAGUGACUAAGAAGCUAGCAGUUAUGAUGUUUGAAGCGCACUAUGAUCCGUUGUAG